UUUUUUACGUAGCUUUAUCUUGAUAUAAUAGUAAAACAAGUUGUUUAGUCUCAAACAGUUUGCUGAAGGUGUAUUGAGAAUUCUGCGCACGAGGUCUAAACUACCUCCCUAGGUUCGUAGUUAUAGACACUGUUUGUUUGGUUCUAAGGAACAUCCACAGACCCCAAUUGAAGUCAACUAAUAGCUUGGUUAAGUUUUCGUUUAGACCUAAUAGUAUUUACCUAUAUACCAUAAUGUCCUUUUUGUAAAGUGUGAAAAAGUAGCCUUAAUGGGCAAGUAAGGUUUCCUUUACUGCAAAGCAAGUUUGAAAGAACGUCAAUACGUCUAUCUCCUCAUUUGUUGCAAGAAUUACCAGCUCUUGCCAUGCAUUUCUUACUGUCGAAAUGAUCAUGCUUGCUGCAUAAAGCAUUGUGGCAAAAUCAUGAAAGUGCAAAAAUUCUAGAAGAAUAACAAUACAAUUAAGUAAUACCACAAUUACAAAGGUUUGAAGUCUGUAUACCGUUAUUAUGGCUUAAUGCUCACGUGUCUGUCAACAUGCAUCUUUACAGAUGUCGUGGCCUGGUUGAAAGAAAAUGUAAAAGGGAACUCUUGUAUCUGACGCAACACAAUACAGCAGAGUCAAUAUGCAGAUGAACUACCACUGAUCUAUUUCGGUAAAUAACAUGCCGUUUGUAGGUGAGGAAGAUCAUCAGAGACUGAGGAUCCACCCUAUGGAAGGGGAAGCACCAGCUCCCCCAACAACCCCAUUGGUACCUCCAGGCUCCUCAAGAUCAGAAAAGGGUAUCCCUUUACACCAUCCUCCACUGCUACGUUCUGUGCCAGCAGUAUACUCUAAACCACGGAAAAGAAGCUGUUUUUGCAAGUGCAUGUGUUGGACAAUAAGCGUGUUUGUUCUCCUCCUCAUUAUCUUGGCUGCAAUUGUUGGAAUCCUUUACCUAGUCUUCAAACCAAAACUUCCAGAUUACUCAGUUGACACUCUCAGGAUAAGUGAUCUGAGGCUUAACUUUGACAUGAGUCUGUAUGCAAAGUUUGAUGUGAAGAUCACAGCAAACAACCCAAACAAGAAGAUUGGUAUCUACUAUGAAAAGGGUGGAAAGUUAAGUGUGUGGUACACAAACACAAGGCUUUGUGAAGGGUCACUGCCCCAGUUCUACCAAGGUCACCAGAACAAAACAGUGCUCGAUGUGUCUUUGAGUGGUCAAGUGCAGUCUGGAAGCACCUUAAUGACGGCACUGCAGCAGCAACAGCAGACAGGACGCAUUCCAUUGGAUCUGAAGGUCCAUGCGCCAAUCGCCAUCAAACUUGGGAGGUUGAAGCUGAUGAAGAUCAGAGUCUUGGGAGAAUGCCUGUUGGUGGUGGAUAGCUUAUCAUCUAAUAAUCUCAUAAGCAUCAAGGCUAGCAACUGUAAAUUCAGAAUGAAACUUUGAUUCCAUUCUGAGAGAGUUUCCCUUGCUUCAUCUCAUUUGUUUGUAUUCUUUUUUUCUUUUAUGAUUGAAAGACUUCUGAUUCUUUCAUGGAUAUUUUGAGUUCUAGAUUUUGGAUACUCCAUGAAACGAAGACCCAAUGUCUUUAUAUCACCAGCUAUUAUCUCUGUAUUUUUUUUUCUUCUUCCUCUUUGAGAGUGUCUAUCAGCAUGGGGUGUCCAUCAAAGAUUUUUCAUAUUUCUUACACUA
Molecule: messenger RNA, 1673 nt
Organism: Vigna unguiculata (cowpea)
Lineage: Eukaryota; Viridiplantae; Streptophyta; Magnoliopsida; Fabales; Fabaceae
Product: NDR1/HIN1-like protein 6
Biological process (GO): defense response to other organism
Cellular component (GO): plasma membrane
Source: RefSeq, a predicted model, not a curated record